Molecule: messenger RNA, 2248 nt
Organism: Ylistrum balloti
Lineage: Eukaryota; Metazoa; Mollusca; Bivalvia; Pectinida; Pectinidae
Product: chromatin accessibility complex protein 1-like
Exons: 3
Coding region: 1-312 (103 amino acids)
Cellular component (GO): CHRAC; nucleus
Molecular function (GO): protein heterodimerization activity
Source: RefSeq, a predicted model, not a curated record
AUGGCGGACAAAGACGAAAAGAGCUCAUUGCCUCUAUCGAGAAUCCGAACGAUCAUGAAAAGUUCACCAGAUGUGUCAAGCAUCAGUCACGAAGCAUUAUUCCUCACUGGCAAAGCAACGGAAUUGUUUGUACAAAACCUUGCCCAGGUGUCACUUGACCGAAGUAAAGAUAAGAAUCAGUUACACUACGGUGAUUUGUCUGAGGUAGUCAACACAAACGAUGUCCUUCAAUUUCUACAAGACAUUAUUCCUCGAAAAAUUAAAGCUCAAGAAUAUCUAGACAUGCUGGAGGAUGAUGAAGAGGAAACCUGACGUGAGAAUGGAAUUUACAGAAAAAUGGAUAAACAAUCAGGCAUUUACUAGGUUGCCUUUAUACUAGUGACAUCCCUAAGUACAAGUGACCUAAUGGAAGAACAUAUAAGGUUUAGCUAUUAGGCCAGGCCAUGUUGAUUGGUUGCUUUUAAAACUGGAAAUAACUGCCAUUAGAAGAUUUGUGACAUUCAGUUACAAGGCAAUUCAAUUGAUUGAUUUUUAAACUAGAAAAACUAACUGCCAUUGGAAGAACAUAUAAGGUUCAACUUUGGUAUAAGGCCAUACCAUGUUGAUUGUUUUUUUUUUUUUUUAUCUAGAAAGGACUAACUGCCAUUGGAAGAGCAUACAACAUACAGUUAUGAGACCAUUCCAUGUUGAUGGUUGUUUUUAAAACUAGAAAUGAUUAACUGCCAUUGGAAGAACAUUCAAGGUUCAUCUAAAAGCCAUGCCAUGUUGAAUAUGUGUGUUUUUUUUUCAUUUAUUUCCGAGCAUGUAAUAUUAUAUUGACAAAAAAGGUUUUAAUGAUAUCAAGAAAUUAAAAGAAACCAAGAAUGGGCAUUUAAAAUCAUUCCAUUGUUUACUUAACAUGUAAAAUCAAAAUUGAUAAAUUGUAUUGUAAUCCAAAAGAUUGUAAAGGAAGUUGAUUUUACAUUAGUCUCCUACAAAAUUUCCCACUGGACUACAUGUAAUUAUACAACCCAGUAAUUUUAGGAAAAGUGAAAGUGUUACAUACGUUAAAGACCUGAAUGUUUUAUAGUAAGAAAAUUUUUAUCAUAAAAUUCUGAAAGGCAGGUAAUUAAAAACAAUGUGUUGAUCAAUUUAUGUCUGUGAUAGACAAAUGCUAGAUAAUUAGAUUGAAAAUAUGCCUACAUCAUUGAUAGACAUGUGGGAACCUAAUAAAGUAAAGGUGACUUUUUUAAUGAGAGCAUAAUGAUAAACCCUUCCAAGAUUUAAAGGGUCUGGAACAUGUCAGUCAGUGGAUGAAUUCCACCCUGGAGCUGAGGAAAGGUCUCAUUUGGUAGUAUUUUUAUUUUAAAAAUUCUUUUAUUGAGAGACCAAACCCAACAUAGAUAUUAGUGGGUUAUUUAAACUUACUUUUCAAUAAACUGUUACAAUAGAAUAACUGGAUUUAAACAUAUUGAAUUGAAGAAAAUAAUAAUAUAUACUUUAUUUGUUUUACAAGAAAUGUGAAAUAAGUUAUUGCAACUUAUACUAGUUACUCUUGUUGGCUCGGAUGUAAGCGUGCGGGGUCUUCCUAUGAGAGAAAACCAGAGCACCUGCAGAAAACCCACUUUGUCACUCAGGUGAACCUACUACCUUUUCACAUCAGUUCUGGGAAUCAAACCAGGUGAAAGGCAAGUGCAUUUCCACUGUGCCACCCAACCACCCAAAAAAUGUAUUUGUAUAACACAUUGGAAGAUGUUUUAAGCAGAAUUUAUCUGUUGCAAAUAUUUUGGAUUUGGUGGAAGAGAUUUUGGAUAAGGGACAUAACUCUGGAAGGCUAGUUGUGAAUAAUCUUUAGACAAUAUUUUAUUUAAUUCAGUUUUAUAUUUCAAAUCUAAAUUUAAGUAAAUAAUAUGAGUUGCUGCAAGCUCGAAAUUAUGUUUAUUCUUCUUCUGUGUAAGAUGCUACACUUAAGACAAACAUUUACAGAAAUUGCUGAUAAGAACGACCAACAAUGGAUAUGAGAUGGCAAUGCAACAAUUUACUAUUAACUUAAGAAGUGAAAAUAUUUAGAAUAUAUGCAUAUGUAUAAUUUCAUUAGCACAAAGGGGACAAACAAUAGUAUUGUAUAACAUCAGUGAUUCUAAAAAAUAUAUAAAUUAUUUAUUCAAGUCAUGAACUGUUGAUGAUAAAAUUUUGAAAUGCGACAAAAAUUUUGGCAAUUUCCCAAACAUUCAAGGCUAGACUACCCCAAUAAAGAAGAUCAACAUUA